This is a messenger RNA of Stegastes partitus (bicolor damselfish), 1386 nucleotides long. Its product is annotated as akirin-2-like. Gene Ontology annotation, molecular function: transcription coregulator activity. The coding region runs from base 165 to 713 and encodes 182 amino acids. The record is from RefSeq and is a predicted model, not a curated record. The transcript is spliced from 6 exons. Gene Ontology annotation, cellular component: chromatin; nucleus. NCBI's taxonomy places the organism in Eukaryota, Metazoa, Chordata, Actinopteri, Pomacentridae. Gene Ontology annotation, biological process: positive regulation of innate immune response; positive regulation of transcription by RNA polymerase II.
CAGCCUCAUAUCACAAACAGGCAGCUAAGUUGCGCUAGCUCGCUCCUCUGUCUAACAGUUGGCCCGCAGCUGGCUCAUCCGCUCUUCAACUUUUGGGAAGCAACUUUUACAACAACACGAGUUGGUGACCGCAGUCGGACGGACCGAGUUCUCCCCCAGAAGUCAUGGCGUGUGGAGCCACCCUGAAGAGGACCAUGGAUUUCGAUCCGCUAAUGAGCCCGACGUCCCCCAAAAGACGGAGAUGCAUCCCCGUGUCCCCGUCGUCCUCAUCCCCUAGGAAGUACCUGAGCAUGGAGCCCUCGCCAUUCGGGGAGUCGUCGUCCAGACUUAGUGCAGAACAAAUCCUCAACAGCAUCAAACAGGAAUACAAACGCAUUCAAAAGAGGAAGCAUCUAGAUGGAGGCUACCACCAGUCAGAGUGCUGCUACUCUCCAGAAUCCCCGUCCCAGUCGUCUACUAUGAAUGUGUCCAGCAUGCCAGGAACAUCCUCUGGAGGGGUGUCUCCGACCAGGAAAGAACAGCCGCUAUUCACCCUCAGACAAGUGGGGAUGAUCUGCGAACGCCUGCUGAAAGAACGGGAAGAGAAAGUCCGGGAGGAGUACGAGGAGACCAUGACUUCAAAGUUGGCCGAACAAUACGACACCUUUGUGAAGUUCACACACGACCAGUUGAUGCGACGAUUCGGAGAGCAACCUGCGAGCUAUGUUUCCUGAGUGUGGCACAGAACUUCUUUUUUUUUUUUCUUUUUCUUUUUUUUUUGCAAGACGGCCUUCUCUUGCUGCAAGCUGUCAUGUGAUAUCUCCAAGAAAGGAAAAAAAAAACAAACAAAAAAACUCAUCAUCGUAAGAGAUUCAGUUUAGCUAGUUUAAAUGAAACUUUUCUUACUGUGCCAUAUAUCUGUCUUUGGGCAAAGGUUUAUAUGAAGCUGUUGUUACCACUCUGUUGUCAGCGACUAGGUGCUUCCUGAUGUACAUGAAUGGACCCUCUCUCUACCAGUGGCCUACGUUCCUCCAGCUGUAUCUUACAGUUAUCUCACUUUUGUAAUGAUUCCCAGCAUUCCAGGCUUUGUCACUUGUUUCUGUUUGUUACGUGUAAAUACGAUGAAAGCGGUGCAGAGUUUUACCCGAGGUUUGCUGGUCAAUCUGGAAGGAAGUGGAAGAAACGCCAGCGGAGCGGAGAGACUACGUUUGGAGUGAAUCCUCUGUUCGUGGCUUUUUAAAUUGAGCAUAAAGUGGGCUGAUUUGCUUCCCUCCCCCACCUCCCCCUCUCCCCCUCUCCUCUCCUACCAGUGUUUUAUUUAUUUUGAGUUUUGUUCUGCUGGUAUCACUUUGAAACAAAUGUACUUAUUGGAAAGAAAAAAAACAAUAAAAGUCUUUUAAGAGUUGG